This is a messenger RNA of Racocetra persica, 362 nucleotides long. NCBI's taxonomy places the organism in Eukaryota, Fungi, Glomeromycota, Glomeromycetes, Diversisporales, Gigasporaceae. The record is from the annotation of a GenBank genome assembly.
AUUCUCAGAGUGGUCGUGACAUUAACACAAAUAAUCUUAAUAGUCAUGCUGGCGUUAGUCAUACCGAUGGUGGUAAUGGCUACAACUUAAAUGGUCAGUUAAGCAGAAGUGAACAAGGUUAUGAUAAUGCUGCUGAUUCACCAACAUUGUAUACCGGACAAGAUAUACAACCUAUAGUUAAAAAUGUAAAAGAUGUAAAAAAAGUGAUAGAAAAUGUUAUUGUGAAGGAUGAAGUAAAGGAAGAUAAAGCUGAUAUUUUAUUACUUGUAGGUGACGAGAGUAAUGACAAUGAAACGAAAAAAAGAACUAAAGCUCACAAUUUGAACGAUGACGUUAUUUUAAAAAUAAAAGAUGAAUUAUAG